Messenger RNA from Haliotis rufescens (red abalone), 6110 nucleotides. RefSeq names its product chitin synthase chs-1-like. The record is from RefSeq and is a predicted model, not a curated record. The transcript is spliced from 15 exons. Gene Ontology annotation, molecular function: chitin synthase activity. Bases 348 to 5243 code for a protein of 1631 amino acids. Lineage: Eukaryota; Metazoa; Mollusca; Gastropoda; Lepetellida; Haliotidae. Gene Ontology annotation, cellular component: cell periphery; cell septum.
GCACGCACGUGUCUAAAUGCAUUGCGUACUGGUAUACAGUCAUCUGGGAACAUUGGAGUAAGUAGGGGAGUAACAAUGUGAUUAUCAGUGUAGUGCUUCGUGACCACUUCAGGAGGAUAUAACGCUGGGUUAUCUGGACAAAAGUCCACUUUGUGACUGAGGUAUUGUCAGCGACAGUGGAGACCGAUCGCUAUAACAGCCAUUCUGUUCUGGACGGUGUCACAGAUUACACAAAGCAGCUGCAGAGACCUCGAGCUGGGAGGACGUCCGCUCCACUUUACAAACUUUAGGUUGGUUACUACGGAGCCAUACACUGUUCUUGUCCAGAGAUAUCAUCUGAACUAACGAUGUUCCGAGCACCAUAUCUGCCGAACGGGGAUGUCCCGGGCCAAGGGGUCGAUAACCGUUCAUAUUGUGACAGCGACAUGACGUACGAUGAGAGUAACCAUGGACUGGAUGAUACGUUUGAUGAAGAUGCGGAGGAGGGAGAGGAGGACCGAGUCAGCCAUGAUGACCUCGAGGAGGAGGAUCAUGAGACGUCUCAAAUGAACUGGGAUGUGUUCCGGGUAGUGCCCCGGAAGGAAGAACAUGUACGCAAUCUCCGUUUCUGGAACCGCGUGUAUGUGGGUGUCCGAAUCACAUUAUGCGGUGUUAUUUUCCUCUUUGUCCUGGGUACUGGGACAUUCACCAAGCUCUGCUUCCUCCUCAUUGCCUACAACAUGAACUACCACCACGCCGCCGGGGGAGACGCCCUGUCAGGUGCAGCAGAGGACGUGACUGUCAGAGUAGCGUGGAUUUGGUCGAUGCUAAUCCUUAUCACAGCGCCUUAUGUCUUCACCAUUUUGAGAAAUAUUUUCAGAGUCAUCUUCAAGAAGCAGAAGCAGCUGCAGAUAAUUCCCUUCCUUGUGGUCAUGCUGUUUGAGACCUGUCACACUCUCGGUCUGUGCAUAUUCGUGUUCUUGGUUGCUCCAACCUUCGAUCCUGUCAUGGUCUUACUGUUGUGUCAGGGAGUGGGGUUCGUGCCCGCAUUCAACAAAAUAUUUUGGACUCGAAAAGAAAAUGCAAACAAAGAAAAUAGCCACGAAGCAUUUGCGUCUCCAUUUUGGAGGUCAGUAUCUGUAAUAACUUUUAUACUUCAAGGAGUUUUCAUAGGUGUGUCAACUUGGAAGGGAUAUGUCAAAACAGCUAGACCUUCCGCGACGGUAAUUUUGCUACCGUUGUCUCUUGUUCUGAUUUCAAUGCGAUGGUGGGACAACUUCAUACAGAGAAAGAAGUCAGUCACCCCCAAAUCUGAAAAACAGAAAGUAGUUACUCGAUUCGACAAACCACAAUCCUUUACGGAUUUACUCAAACGCAUCGACACAAACAGAGUUAAAAUAGAUCUGUUGGUUUCAGUGUGGAAAAUAGUUUUAACGUGUAUAAUUCUAGUUAUAUUGUUCGGUUCAAGUGGAGGAGAGUGUUGGGACACGUUAAUGUUUGAGAGCAAAAGCGGAGUGGGAUGUGGCGUGAUCCCUGGCUUAAAAAAUCUGACGCUUGUCAACCAGUUCAGCACAGACUGUGGAUACUACACCCCCUACAUUGUAGCUGCUUCGUCCGUAAUACUGAGUGGAAUUGGAUACAAAAUGGCCAAGUCAGCAUGCAAGAUCCGAUCUCAGUUGUGGUGUUUCUCCCUUCCACUGGCCCUGUGUACGCCGCUAUCCUGUGUGGUGCUGCUGGCUACGAUAUCUUCAACCUCCAUUGAAAACAUAGGCUGCGACCUUGCUUGGAUAUCUUCACACAACCAGUUAUUCAAAAUCCUUAAGCAAGACACUGAAAGCUAUUAUUUUCCAAUCAUUUGUGGCGGUUUCCUGUCGAUUUUGCUGGUGUGUGCUCAUAUAUGGGUUCCCAAGGCAGGCAGAGUUGCGGCAACUGACAAAUUGUUCAACCGCCCUCUUUAUUGUGGUGCCUUCUUCGAUACCUCGCUGAUGAUGAACAGGAGGUCUGAUGACAACAUCAACAUCCAAAAGAACGAUUCAAGGACCGAAAAGAUAUACCUGAGCAAUACACCGGAGCAGAAUCUGUACCGGGAAAGCAGCAGAAUCCCGUUUGUGUACAUCUGCGUCACCAUGUGGCAUGAAACGAAGGUUGAGAUGCUGCAACUCCUCAAGUCGAUACUCAAAAUGGAUCUCGACAACGCAUCACGUGCGCAUGUUCAGCAACUAUUUGGUGAACCGGAUACUGAUUUUUACAAUAUGGAAGCUCAUAUCAUUUUUGACAAUGCAUUCGGCAACCAAAGUAAUGGCGAAGACAAAUAUUUGGUGAACACGUGGGUGAAGGAUUUUGUCAGCUGCAUCAAUCAGGCAGUGAGUCAAGUGUACCCAUCUAUGGCAAGCCUGAGUUCCCCUGUGAUAAUCCCAACCCCGUAUGGAGGACGCAUGGUGUUCACAUUGCCCGGUGGAAACGAACUUAUUGUCCACCUCAAGCACAAAGACAAGAUUAGGAUCAAGAAGAGAUGGAGUCAGGUGAUGUACAUGUACUACCUGUUGUCACACAAGAUGGUGUGUAAGCCAGGAAUGUCAGGGAAAGUCUUGUCCAGAAUGUCCCGCAACACAUUCAUCCUGACCCUGGACGGCGACGUGGACUUCCAGCCAUCAGCAGUGCAGAUGUUACUGGACAGGAUGAAGAAGGAUUCUCGCGUAGGAGCUGCCUGCGGUCGCAUUCAUCCUAUUGGCUCAGGUCCGAUGAUAUGGUACCAGAAGUUCGAGUAUGCCAUGAGUCACUGGUUGCAGAAGGCUGCGGAGCAUGUGAUUGGUUGUGUUCUCUGCAGUCCUGGAUGCUUCAGCAUGUUCCGGGCAUCUGCUCUCAUGGAGGACAAUGUCCUUCGCAAAUAUGCAGAACUGUCCGCGGAACCAAGGCAUCAUGUGCAGCAUGACCAAGGUGAGGACCGCUGGCUGUGCACACUGAUUCUACAACAAGGUUCCAGAAUAGAAUACGUUGCAGCAGCUGAUGCAAAAACCUACGCGCCUGAAGGUUUCAGGGAAUUCUACAAUCAGCGACGCCGAUGGACUCCUUCUACAAUGGCUAAUGUACUCGAUGUUCUACAGUCAGCAGGUGAAGCAAGAAGGAAGAAUAACGAUAUAUCCUUUCUCUAUAUAAUGUACCAAGGACUACUCUUCGUUUCAUCCGUGUUGACCCCUGGAACAAUAUUUCUCAUAAUAUUCAGUGCCAUUAACACAGCCUAUCCCGAACUGCCGCUGUAUGCAGCCAUGAUACUCAACCUCGUCCCUGUGGUCAUCUUCGUCGUCCUACUGUUUACAGCAAAGGACGACAUUCAGAUUGCAUACGCUGGCAUCCUCUCUAUUGUGUACGCACUGGUGAUGACAAUCGUCCUGGUUGGACUCUUUAAGCAGGUAGUUGAGAGUAACUUCUGCUCAAUGACUGCAGGAUUUUUCUUGUUUGUGGUUGGAGUCUUCCUACUGUCAGCAAUGCUCCAUCCACAGGAGUUUAUCACUGUUGUCUACGGUUUCUUCUACUUCCUAGCUAUUCCGUGUAUGUCCAUGCUACUUAUGUUCUACUCCUUUGGGAACCUCAAUGUAGUGUCCUGGGGUACAAGGGAGACAGCAGGCAAGAGUGUUUCGGAGAAUGUUGCCGAUGUGCCACAACACAAGAUGAAGAAUAAAUCAGCCCUGCAUGGCAUACUCAAUAAAAUGAAAGGUUCUGCAGAUGAUUCCGACUCGGACUAUGUGUUCUCCUUUGGAAACAUGUUGCGGUGCAUUUGUUGCCCACGGCCGGUGUUGAGAGACCAGACCGCAAAGAUCGAGUUACUUAUUGGGAAAAUGGAGGACAUGGAAUAUGCAUUGAAGCACAAAGAUGAUGGUGAUGAUGCUUCUUAUGAUGGCAGGCCAACUGCGUCAAAUGAGGAAGGCACGCCAUUUUCACAUGUGCCCAUGAUGUUCGAUGGAGGAAUGCGCAGCAAUCCCAUGUUUGAAGCUGAUCCUGAACUGAUGCCAGCGGAAGAUGAUGAAUUUGGUGACCCUCGAUGGAUCAGUGACAAAGCACUUGGUGAAACGUACAUUGAAGAAUUAUCAGAAGAAGAGACUAAUUUCUGGAAUGAAUUGAUCACACAACACCUCAAACCUCUACAUUUGUCGGACAAACAAAAAGAUGAGGUUGCCCAGGGACUAACGCAUUUGCGCAACACAGUGUGCACAUUCUUCUUCCUUUCCAAUGUUUUGUUUGUCACGAUGAUGUUUAUCUUGGAGAGUGUGUCAGAGUAUACUCCGAGCCUUGUCUUUAAACUACCAUGUGACACCGGGGAUCAUGGAGCAACACGGGAGCCUGUUGCCAUUGCCUUUACUCUCAUCUUUGGCAUUUUGCUGUUUAUUCAGUUCAUCUGUAUGUUAUUCCAUCGCUGGUCUACUCUUCUCGCUAUAGCCUCAAUAACAGAAUUUCACUUCAAGUCUGAGAAAACUAUGGCACAUGAGAGAGAAAAUACCAUGUCCGCUGUUGAAGAGAUGUAUGUGAGAAACAGUCUAAAGGAAGAUGAUAACAGGAGUGUACUGUCAGAAUAUUCCGAUGUCACUACUCGUGGGGAAACAAUUAGCAGGCGCCACAGAGAUAAUUUGAUGGCACGCUUCCUACGGGAUGCUUCACAGAAGAGGCAAGAACAACCGAAUAGCCUGAAUGCAAUAUUCACCGCCCAUAUGAAGAAGAUAUCAGAAAAUGAGGAAGUAAUUAAAGACGGUGUUGAUGAAACAAAGGGAGCUGUAUCGGAAAGUGUCAAACGAAUAUUCCCAUCAGUGUCCAAUCAGUCAUUGUUUACCAUAGCAAAUAUGGUAAAGAACGACAAACAGAAAGAAAGAAUAAAGACAAUGGCAACGAAGAACUGGGAAAAUGCUUUUAAACGAAUAAAAACUCCUAAACUUUUGGAUAUUGUGAAUCAAGCCAAGCGACAAGACGAAACAGAACCCAAGGUGAGGUUUGCUCAAGAACAAUCCAAGGGAAAUGAUAGGGCCUCAAUUGUUGAAGAAAUAGCAAGGCCACUGAAAGUAAGUCCAAGCGAGGAUGACAAAGCUCCUCGAGCCUCGGGGUGGCAGACUCUGAAGACAAGUCGUCUACUGAGGAAACCUGAAAAACCUGAGGAAAUGCAAGUCUUGGGCAAAGAGACAGGGGAGGGAGAAUCCUUUCUCACUGACUCCAGCACUGACCGGAUUGGUUUUAGGGACUCUCAUAUUGCUGCUGCGAAUGAGAAAACGGAUCUAUAACCUUCAGUCAGUACUACAGAUAUUGUUGCAUUCCACAUUUUGACAGUACCUUUAUGCGGACGCCUAAUACUUCAUUUCGCUUGGCAUAAAGAGGACAAGUUAAUAUUAUGCAUUAGUUCCACUUUUCGUUUUCACUCUUAUGGCAAAAUAAUGUUUUUCAUGGGCAGUGCCCUUUACGAUUUAUGUCUAAUGUGAAAUGCUCAACAUGUUCCAUACAACCAAGAGGUAGUCGGGUAGCAGUGUGAUUAAAGCGUUUGCUCAUCACGCCGAAGACCCGGGUUCGUUCCCCGACAUGGGUACAAUAUGUGAAGCCCAUUGCUGGUGUCCCCCGCCGUGAUAUUGCUGGAAUAUUGCUAAAAGCGGCGUAAAAUCAUACUCGCUCACUCGCCAUUCAACCAUGAAUUUGAAAAGUGCAAUUCUAAUUGAUCGAUCUCCUGUUUCAAAUUCUUCUGAUAAAAGCAGCCAAUUCCUGCUGAGUAGGAGGAACUUCCCAGGAAGACUGCACUGUAUCUUUGUGUUUUAGCAGAACCAUUUCAUUCUGUCAAAGGAUGUCAUACCUUUUAUCAUUUAGAAAUUUAAGUUUAAUUCGUUUUUAAUAGAAUAUUGUUGUUUAUGUUCAAUAAUAGUCUACUAUGUCUUUGCCUACCUUUUAACCAUCCAUUAGUCAGAUUUAGUAUUUUUUAAUCGGCGCCUGUUUAACUGGCUUACAUUAUAAUUACAUCUGCAUGUCAACUUUGUGAAACAAUCAAACUUCAGGUGGAAAGAUUGAGUUGGAAACAACGAGCACAACUGUGUAUGUGUGAUUUAGCACAGAUACUCUGCUUAUUGUCAAUUUGUAUAAAAGUGUAUUAAAUACUCCGUGAGGUC